AUGGAACGUUGCUUCUGGACAUUUGGACCAUGCAUUGAAGGUUUUAAGUAUUGUAAACCUGUUGUUCAAGUGGAUGGAACCUUUUUAACAGGCAGAUAUCAUGCCACCUUGCUAACUGCAAUUGCUCAGGAUGGAAAUAGAAACAUAUUUCCUUUGGCAUUUGCAAUAGUAGAAGGAAGUACUGUUACAUUGAAAAACUCGAGUGAAAGUGGUGAAGCAAAGUGCAUAGAGAGGGAGAGCCAAGCACUCCUCAGCUUCAAAGAUAGCCUCAUAGAUGUCUAUGGCAUGCUCUCCACUUGGACCAAUAAUACAGAUUGCUGCAAAUGGAAACGCAUUCUCUGCAACCAUCAAACAGGUCAUGUACAACUACUUGAUCUUCAUGGAGACAUCGACUACAACAUACAGUAUUUGAGAGGUGCAAUCAAUGUCACUUCAUUGAUCCACUUGCAAUAUAUUCAACAUCUAGAUCUCAGCCAUAAUGAUUUUGAAUGGAUUCACAUCCCAGACUUCAUGGGCUUCACCAACUUAAGAUAUCUCAGUCUCUCCAAUUGUUUCUUUGCGGGGAGGAUUCCUUCCGAACUUGGUGAUCUUUCACAACUACGCUAUCUAAAUCUUAGGGACAAUUAUCUUUGGGGAGAAAUUCCUGUUCAGAUUGGGAAUCUCAAACUGUUACAGUAUCUCGAUCUUGGAGGAUAUUAUCUUUCCGGAAAAAUCCCAUCUCAAAUUGGGAAUCUCAAAAAGCUACAAUAUCUCAGUAUUGGAUGUAAUUAUGGAGAGAUUACGUCCUCCAAUUCUCUUUCCGGAGCAAUCCCUUUUCAAGUUGGGAAUCUUUCGUUGUUGCAUACUCUUCGGCUAGGUGGCAAUUUUGAUAUAAAAGCUAAGGAUGCACAGUGGCUGUCUUCUCUCCAUUCCUUAACCGUACUUGAACUCACUUCAUUACAUAAUCUUGGCUCCUCUCGCCAGUGGCUACAAACUAUUAGUAAGAUCAUUCCUAACUUAACAGAGUUGAGGCUAGCUGAGUGUAAUCUUCUAGAUGUUCAUAUUCAAUCUUUGUUUCAUUCUCGUUCUUCCAACAAUUCCAUUUCUCUUACCAUCCUUGAUCUCUCUUCUAAUAUGUUGACCUCAUCAACACUUCAACUCUUGUUUAACUUUGGCCUUCAUCUUCAAGAGCUUUAUCUACCUCAUAAUAGUAUCUCUUUGUCACCUUCUCUGUGUCCAAAUUUUCCAUCUCUUAAGAUCCUUGACCUCUCUUAUAGUAAUCUAGCAUCAUCAAUGUCUCUAGGUAAUUCUAAUAUCAGCUCCAAACUCCAAGAGCUUCAUCUACGAAGCAGCAGUCUGAUAGAUAGAAAUUUCCUUAUUUCAUCCACUUCCACAACGAAUUCUUUGUCCUCUCUUCUCCACAUUGACCUCUCAAACAACUUGUUAAGAUUGUACUCUAUAUUUCUCUGGCUUUCUAAUGUCACUACCAAUCUUCGUACCCUUCACCUUGAUUAUAAUUUCUUGGAAGGUUCCAUUCCAGAUGAAUUUGGGAAAUCGAUGAACUCUCUUGAAUAUCUUUAUAUCUCUAAUAACAAACUACAAGGAAAGGUUCCAUCAUUCUUUGGGAGCAUGUGCAGGUUACAGGGAUUAAACCUCUCAAAUAACAAGUUGAAUGGUGAAUUUCCGAGCUUCAUUCAAAAUUCUUCAUGGUGCAGUAGACACAUAUUUAGGGAAUUGGACCUAUCUUAUAACCAACUUACUGGCAAGAUACCUGAGAGCAUAAAACUACUAUCUGGGUUAGAGGUUUUAUCGUUAGAGGGGAAUUCUUUAGAAGGUGAUGUCACUGAAUCUCAUCUUUCUAACUUUUCCAAAUUAUAUGUCUUAUCAUUGUCAUACAAUUCGUUGUCUCUAAAAUUUGUCUCUACUUGGAUUCCCCCUUUUCAAUUAACUUACUUGGCUUUAGCUUCUUGCAAGCUAGGUAAGACUUUUCCUAGCUGGCUCCAAACUCAAAAUUCGUUAAUGGUUCUCGAUAUAUCUGAUAGUAGCAUAAGUGAAUAUGUGCCAGAAUGGUUUUGGAAUAAGUUGCAAACUAUGUACGUGUUGAAUAUGGCUCAAAAUAAUCUCAUUGGUUCAAUCCCUAACAUUCAAUUGAAGCUUCCUUUCAGACCAUCUAUAAUUUUAAAUUCAAACAAAUUUGAGGGAAAAGUUCCAUUAUUUUUGUUACAAGCUUCCGAGUUGUUACUCUCUCAAAAUAAAUUUUCAGAUUUCUUAUGUGAAAACGUCACAGCUGCAAACUUGGCCACUUUAGAUUUAUCAUAUAACCAAAUAAAGGGGCAACUUCCAGAUUGUUGGAAAUCUGUAGACCAAUUAUUGUUUCUUGAUUUAAGCAGCAAUGAAUUGACUGGAAACAUUCCUAUAUCCAUGGGCACCCUUGUUAAAUUGGAAAGUUUGGUUUUACGAAACAAUUGUUUAAUGGGUGAAUUGCCUUCCUCUUUGAAGAAUUGCAACAAUCUAAUUAUGCUGGAUGUGAGCGAGAAUAUGUUGUCCGGUCCAAUACCAUCAUGGGUUGGAGAAAGCAUGCAGCAAUUGAUAAUCUUGAUCAUGCGAGGGAAUCACUUUUCUGGAAAUCCUCCCCGUUCUCUAUGUUAUUUGAAGCGUAUUCAAUUGUUUGAUCUUUCAAGGAAUAACUUAUCAGGAGGAAUUCCGACUUGUUUAAACAAUUUUACUGCAUUGUCUGGAAACAUCAACAAAACUGAAACUGAGAAUCGUGUGCAUUGA
This is a messenger RNA of Vigna unguiculata (cowpea), 2757 nucleotides long. NCBI's taxonomy places the organism in Eukaryota, Viridiplantae, Streptophyta, Magnoliopsida, Fabales, Fabaceae. The record is from RefSeq and is a predicted model, not a curated record.